AUGUCGUUGACAGUUCGAUAUCGCUGGACAACUCCGCUCCGAGAAGCGCUCGUUAAAAGUGUGGGAAAACGUGAAAAAUUAUGGAAAAAAUUCCCAGUGGUUAGUCAUGAUAUGUCAGCACGAGCGAAACUUUGGUCGGAAGUAGCUGAAGAACUCAUGCAACAAUUCGAUGUACAUAUUGAUACUUAUGAUAUGAAGAAGACUUGGAAGAAUCUGAAAGAUAAUUAUUGGCGUAUUACCAAAGCCUUUGACACGGAACCAGAAAGAGCGAUGAAAUGGAAAUUCUACGAUGCAAUGCGAUUUAUGGAUAGAGCAAAUAUCGACGAAUCACACGGUUCGCAUAGCCCCAGUUCAGAUUCGCAUUGUUUACCUUCUUCGUCAGAUCGUAAACCAAAAUAUGUUGGCGUUGCUGAAGAUCUGUUGGAAGAACCCGACGACGUAGAAGACGACCAUUCGUCACCUCCACUAACUACAUCCACUCAUCCAGACGAUGAUAUUAAGGGAGACAACGGAACUGCUUUUACGCAACCAAGCGAAGAUGUACCACUUCAGUUAAAAGGAAUUAGUGGAAAUUCUGGAAGAUUUAGACGACGAGGAUAUCAAAUCAAGAAAGCACAGGAAUUUGUCCAAAUUUCUAUACCUGCUCUGGAUCGUUUUAUUAGUGCUAAACAAAGACUUCCAUUUGGCACAUUGAUUCAAUGUAUGCCUAUUGAUCAUACAGAAGAUAUUCUUACAUCUGAACUUGAACCCAUAUGGAAAAAGUUCAAAGAAGAAGCGAAAGAAGAAAUGAAAGCAAAGCAUGCAAUGUAUAACGCGUUGAAUGACAAAGAGCAAAUCACAGAAUGGGUUCGCAGGACGCUGCCAGAAGUUGAAAAUCCGGAGACGAAAUUACGCAUAAGCAUGGAUCUGGACAAUAAAUUCGUUGAUCUCAUCAAAAUGGUUCGAUUCAACUGCGAGUUAGGUGAUGAAAAUCGGGCUAUGGUUGUUAAUAGCGCGUCUCGAUUGCGAGGUAUCUACCACCAGGGCGCUUUCGCACUGUUCGUGAAACAAAAUAUGCCGAAAGGUACACUACAAAAACUUCUCGAUGCGUUUGAUGAUUUCGUUUAUAACAAACAACCAAGGGAUCCAGUGAUCUCUAAGGUUAUCGAAGAAUGCGAUCCUUCUGUACACACUGCUUUCGUCGCUCUUUUUUCGGUAAUUGAAAGAUACGGAGAUGAGCUAAAUAUGGAAUGUCCAGACAACCGCUGGGCGCGAGUAGAUAAGGAAUCUAAGGGAAAUAUCGAUCGCUCUUUCCAGAGAAGGAAAAGGAAGUAUGAUUUGGUGGACUUCAAAUCAGUUGAACAUGAUCGGAUUGCAAAUGCUCGUGCCAAGUUGGCCACUCAAAUUAAAAAUUACACAGCGACAGUGAAUUCUACGCAUGAUUUGUUGGCAAUGGUUGACGAAGGGGACCAUCAGACAAGAGCAGAACUUACCGAAACACUCAGAAGAGCUCAGGAAGCCUUAGAAAAAACCACUGAAGAGCAACAACAAUUGGAAGUGCACUACAGAGAAUUACAAAAUUUAAAAGCUGCAUUAAAUAGAAGAAAAGAAGCGGAGACCGCCUUAGAUCCUGAGACUGUUUGCACGCCAAUUGCAGCAACAGAUCUCCUUGAAAAUGGGGAAGAAACUUCACCUAUUGCUGCUGCAGAUCUUUUCGACAAUACGGUGAAAAAAGAACCGCAGUAA
Messenger RNA from Necator americanus (New World hookworm), 1725 nucleotides. RefSeq lists its product as uncharacterized. Lineage: Eukaryota; Metazoa; Nematoda; Chromadorea; Rhabditida; Ancylostomatidae. The transcript is spliced from 10 exons. The record is from RefSeq and is a predicted model, not a curated record. Bases 1 to 1725 code for a protein of 574 amino acids.